Danio aesculapii is the source of this 5328-nucleotide messenger RNA. Its product is annotated as NACHT, LRR and PYD domains-containing protein 12-like. Gene Ontology annotation, molecular function: protein binding. The record is from RefSeq and is a predicted model, not a curated record. Lineage: Eukaryota; Metazoa; Chordata; Actinopteri; Cypriniformes; Danionidae.
UGUGUGUGCCUCAAACGUGUGUGGUUCUGCGGUUCUGCAGCUGGAUAUUAUUGGGGAAUGGCGAUGCGAAAGCAGAGGUCCUACAAUCUCAUCUGUAACGGCGCAAAACAGUAGAUUAUCGUCUCGUUCUGUAGCACCUUCUCUUUGUGAACUGCAGAAGAGUGUAUUAUUAUCUGGAUUGACUGCGGAUGGGUUUUAAUAAAGCUUAUACGCGGUGCUGAAGUCUCGCUCGUGACGAUCCUUGAAAGUACGUCAUUGAGAAGCGUGAUGGUCAGCGGCUGAUUGUUUCCUGAAAGCUCUGCUAAUGUCUGCAUUGGUGUUUUAGCUGCAGUAUGGCAGAGGAGCGAGUAAAGGACUCUCUCUCAGAGAAACACAGUUCAGUUCAUCAGAAGAGCUGGGUGUCUAUGAAAAGUGACUGGUCUAUGGAUCCCGCAAUCAAACGACCUGCUGUCAGUGUGGUAGGAGAUGAUCAGCCUGGAGACCUGCAGCAGCAUGCACUCCAACCAGAACAUGAUGAACUUCAGAGAGUCAAAGAGCAGCACAAAACCAGCAUGAAGAACAAGUAUGAGAGAUUAUUUGAGGGAAUCAACUAUCAAGAGACUCAAACCCUCCUGAAUAGGAUCUACACACAGAAUUACAUCAUAGAAGGAGGGAGUAAAGGAGGGAAUAGAGAGCAUGAGGUUUUACAGAUGGAGAAAACAGCCAGAAAAAUACCCUCACAACACACCCCAGUCUACUGCAAUGACAUCUUUAAAGCCUCAGCUGGAGCAGGACAUGAGGAGAAGACAAAGGUGGAGAAAGCCCAGAUCAAGACUGUUCUUACCAAAGGCAUCGCUGGAAUCGGGAAAACCGUCUCUGUGCAGAAGUUCAUUCUGGACUGGGCCGAGGGAAAAGCCAAUCAGGAUGUAGAUUUCAUGUUUGUGCUUCCAUUUCGAGAGCUGAACUUGAUCCGAGAUCAUCAGUACAGUCUUCACAGACUUCUGCUGGACUUUCAUCCUGAACUUGAAGAUCUGGAGCCCAAGAUUUAUGAGCAGUGUAGAGUUGUGUUCAUCUUUGAUGGUCUGGAUGAAAGCAAAAUCACACUGAACUUUUCAGAUGAGGAGAAAGUUUGUGCUGUGACGGAAUCUUCAUCAGUGGCUGUGUUGAUAUCGAACCUUAUGAAAGGAGAUCUGCUUCCCUCUGCUUUCAUCUGGAUCACCUCCAGACCAGCAGCAGCCCAUCAGAUCCCCUCCAGAUACAUCAACCGUCUGACAGAAAUUCAGGGAUUCACUGAGCCUCAGAAGAAGGAAUAUUUCAGGAAGAGAAUCAGCGACGAGCAUCAAGCCAGCAGAAUCAUCUCCCACAUCAGAAGAGCAAGAAGCCUCCAGAUCAUGUGCCACAUACCAGUCUUCUGCUGGAUCUCCUCCACUGUGCUUCAGAAGCUCAUGGAAGAAGAUCUGAGUGCAGAAAUCCCUCAAACUCUGACUGAGAUGUACAUCCACUUACUGCUGAUUCAGAUCAACAUGAGGAAGCAGAAGUAUGAAGAGAGAGAUCCAGAGAAGCUCCUGCAGUCCAGCAGAGGAGUGAUCCUCAAACUUGCUGAAGUGGCUUUCAGACAGCUGAUGAAGGGCAAUGUGAUGUUCUAUGAGGAGGACCUGAUUGAGAGCGGCAUAGAUGUCACUGACGCCUCAGUGUAUUCUGGGAUCUGCACUGAGAUCUUCAAGGAGGAAUCUGUGAUUCAUCAGAAGAAAGUCUACAGCUUCAUCCAUCUCAGCUUUCAGGAGUUUCUGGCUGCUUUCUUUGUGUUUUACUGCCAUUUAACAAAGAAUAGAGAACCGCUGAGGUUGCUUUAUGAGAGUAAAUAUUUAGAUGAUGAAGAUGUGUCAGAUGAUGAUUUAUCUGAAUAUUCAUAUGAUCAAUAUCUACAGGUCAUCUCUGAGUUCUCUCUGUGUCAUCUGCUCAGUUUAGCAAUAUAUAAAGCUGUCAGCAGUAGUAAUGGUCAUCUGGAUCUGUUCCUGCGGUUCCUGCUGGGCGUCUCACUUGAGUCCAAUCAGAGACUCUUACAGGAUCUGCUGACACACACAAAGGAGAGCUCAGAGAGCAUCAGGACAAUCACACAGCACAUUAAAGACAUGAUCACGAGACAUGUAUAUCUCUCAGCUGAAAGAUCCAUCAAUCUGUUCCUCUGUCUGCUGGAGGUGAAAGAUCAGACUCUGGCCAGAGAGAUUCAGGAGUUUGUGAAAUCAGACAAACACUCAGAGGAGGAACUCUAUGAUGCUUACUGCUCAACAAUCUCCUACAUGAUUGAGAUGUCAGAGGAGCCGCUGGAUGAGUUAGACUCUAAUAAAUUCAACACAUCACCUGAGGGAAGAUGGAGACUCAUACCAGCUGUGAGAAACUGCAGAAGAGCUCUACUACAGUGGUGUUAUCUCACUGCUCAGUGCUGUGAGAGUUUGUCUUCAGCUCUACAAUCCUCAAAUUGUGUCCUGAGAGAGCUGGACCUGAGUAACAAUGACCUACAGGAUUUAAGAGUGAAGCCUCUCUUUGAUGGAUUGAAGAGUCCAGACUGUAAACUGGAGACACUGAGGCUACAGUGCUGUAAUCUCACUGUUCAGUCCUUUGAGAGUUUGUCUUCAGCUCUACAAUCCUCAAACUGUGUCCUGAGAGAGCUGGACCUGAGUAACAAUGACCUGCAGGAUUCAGCAGUGAAGCUUCUGUCUGAUGGACUGAAGAGUCCAAACUGUAAACUGGAGACACUGAGGCUGGUGACGUGUAACCUCACUGUUCAGUGCUGUGAGAGUUUGUCUUCAGCUCUACAAUCCUCAAACUGUGUCCUGAGAGAGCUGGACCUGAGUAACAAUGACCUACAGGAUUCAGAAGUGAAGCUUCUCUCUGAUGGACUGAAGAGUCCAAACUGUAAUCUGGAGACACUGAGACUGGGCAUUUGUAAUCUCACUGUUCAGUCCUGUGAGAGUUUGUCUUCAGCUCUACAAUCCUCAAACUGUGUCCUGAGAGAGCUGGAUCUGAGUAACAAUGACCUGCAGGAUUCAGGAGUGAAGCUUUUCUCUGAUGGACUGAAGAGUCCAAACUGUAAACUGGAGACACUGAGAUUGUCUGGCUGUAUGGUGACAGAGGAAGGCUGUGGUUUUCUGUCUUCAGCUCUGACUUCAAACCCCUCACACCUGAGAGAGCUGGAUCUGAGCUACAAUCAUCCAGGAGAUUCAGGAGUCAAACUGCUUUCUGAAAAACUGGAGGAUCCAAACUACACACUGGACAAACUCAAUCUGGAUCAUGGAGGAGACACGAGGAUUACAGCAGGACCACGCAAAUAUGCCUGUUUUCUCACUCUGGAUCCAAACACAUUAUACACUGGUCUCAUUCUGUCUGAGGAGAACAGAGAGGUGAAGAGUGUGGAAAAGCAUGAGCCGUAUCCUGAUCAUCCAGACAGAUUUAAUGGUCUUUAUCCUCAGGUGCUGUGCAGAGAGAGUGUGUGUGGACGCUGUUACUGGGAGAUUGACUGGAGCGGAGAUAAUCGUGUGUGUAUAGCAGUGUCAUAUAAGAGCAUCAGCAGGAAGGGACUAGGUGAUGAGUGUUGGUUUGGACGUAACGCUCAGUCCUGGAGUUUGUGCUGCUAUUCCUCCAGUUUCAUAUUCUGGCACAAUGACACACACACUGAUCUCUCAGUAAAGCCGCUCAGCAGAAGAAUAGGAGUGUUUGUGGAUCACAGUGCAGGAACUCUGAUCUUUUACAACAUCAACAGAGACACAAUGAGCCUCAUCCACUCAGUCCAGACCACAUUCACUGAACCGCUCUGUGCUGGGUUUGCUGUUUGGCGUCCAUCAUCAGUGAAACUGUGCUGAAGACUGAGGAGGAGCAGUAGGUAGCAGUGUGUGUGUGUGUGUGCGUGUGUGAGAGAGAGAGAGAGAGUGUGUGUCUGUCUGUGUGAGAGAGCGUGUGUGUGAGAAUAUGUUUGUGUUUCAGUGUGUGUAUGAGAGUGUGUGUGUGUGUGUGUGUGUGUGAGAGAGAGAGAGAGAGAGAGAGAGAGAGAGAGAGAGAGUGUGUAUCUGUCUGUGUGAGAGAGCGUGUGUGUGAGAAUAUGUUUGUGUUUCAGUGUGUGUGCGUGUGUGUGUGAGAUUUUUUACAAAAAUACUUUAUUACAUGAUUUUUCAUUUCACACAUUGUAACUCCACAGCAGAUCGAACAGCAGCUCUCCUUCCUCCACAUUCCAGACAGCGUCCUUAUAACACACUGUUGUUCAAAGGUUUCAGCUUCAUUUAUGGCCUUGUAAUACUUCAAAUCUAUUGUAAUUCUGGAUCUUACGAAUGCUUUAAAACUGUAAAUCUCUUGAUCAUGUACCUUUCAUCUAGAAUAUUAAUAUGAAUUAUGCCCUUAAUGACCCCCUCCCUGGCUAAUUGUCACAUGACAUAGCGAUAAACAAAUGAACCAUUUACAUAAUUUAAGUAUUUGAGUAUUUUAUACUUCACAUGUUCUGAUUUUAUCAGCUUUUCAUGAACUCAUGAUGAAACUCGUGACACAUUCAAUAUAAAAUCUGCUGCUGAUACAGGUGCCGUGUCUGACAUUAAAUUGUGUCAAAGUUUAAGUGAAAACACUGCUUCAAAUAUUCUAAAUAUUUUUCAAAAUGAAAUUAUAAUACGAAUAUUUUUACUGAAAUGUUUUUUAAAAUUCUUGCUAAAUUAGGAGAAUUUCUCAAUCUUGUUACAGGUUUACAACCCAGAAACAAUGAGAUGUGUAACAGGGUUGAAUGUGAUGGGGUUGAGUUUUUAAAACAAAAUGGCCUCUGCUCCUCGUGUGGUUUAAAUGAGAAGGCCCACAUGGCAGCAAUUAAACAAGAAUAUGUUAUAUUGUUUGAAAAAAAACAAUAAUUUUCCAUCUUAGUUUUACGUUACGGGGUUGAAUUGUUAAGCUUGACCGCACUCUUCCUAAUUAUAAUAAACAUCAUAAAAUGUAAAGAAAUAAAAAUAUAUCUUGCCUUGUACAUGUUUGCUCCUCUAAGACUACAACACAGUUAUUUAAAAUGGUAAUAACACUUCACAAUCAGAGAGUUUUUAUUUAUCUCUUAAGUUAGCUUUAAUUAAUUAAAGAUUCAGGAUGUACCUGAUGAAUUCUUUUUAAAGACUGUUCAAUGUCAUUUGCCAACGAUAUCUCACAGCAAUUCCUGACUUUUUUAUUUGGCUUGUACAUAUGAAUGUAUGGGAUCUUGUUCGUACAUUUUAGUAUGAUUAAUUUGCUCAUCCCUCAAUGAUGGUCGGGUUUAGGGGUGAGGUUUGGUGCCUUCUUUUAAAAAUCCUCCUACUGUUUGUAAAGCGUCCUUAAGCACUGGCGCUAUAU